UAUAACCAGUAAGGUUCACAAAGGUCUGGUGUUUUACGGUAAAUUACAAAAAUAGUAAGAGACGCAGAGGUUGCCUCAUUCUGCGUCGUCAUCGACCCUUAUCUAUUUACUUUGAGUAACAUAAAAAGUUGGGAGCUCCAACGAUAUUCCGAUUUUUACCCUUGAAAGCAGAGAGGAGAGACACUCUCUCCACACCACAGACAAUGGCCCCAAGUCUGUCUUUGCUGCUGAUCUGUCUGCUUGCCUUGUAUACACCAGUGACAUCCAAGAAAGAAUGUGGCCGCCCGUCCCUGGGUGACGGUAUGGACCUGGAGGGGCUCCAGAGGGUGUACUCCCCCGGAGACGCGGUUUUGCUGUCGUGUAAACGAGGAUAUACACCCACCUCAGGCUCUCGCACAAUCAUCUGCACUGCUAGCGGACACUGGACCAAGUCUAGACUCAAGUGCUCAACAAAGAGUUGCUCUUUCCCAGAAACAUUAGACCACGGAGACAUGGAGCUUGUGGACAUUGUCUACCAGAGUACCAUCAACUACACCUGCCAUGAGGGGUAUAUCCUGCAAGGAGCCAGUACCAUUGAGUGCUUGUAUGACGGACAAUGGAGUGAUCCACCACCAAAGUGUACACCGGUGAUAUGUGGUCUUCCUCCAAUACCUAAAUAUGGGAAAAUAGUCUACGACACAAAGUUCACAGGCAACAUAACUGUGUUUGGUUUUGGGGGGACCUACGAGUGUCUCCCUCCACUUGUCCUCAUAGGCAAUGAGAGGGGAUCGUGCAGCGCUAACGGAGACUGGACUGAGCCACCAGAAUGUAAAAUGGUGACCUGUUCAGCUCCAACAGACAUCCACAACGGCUUCAUGACUAUUCAUGAUAAGAGGGAGUACGGCUUCAAGGAGACUGUCAGAUAUGGAUGUAAUGUAGACUAUGUCCUGGAUGGGCCUGUGGAGAUCGAAUGUCUCAAAACAGGGGAUUGGUCAAUAAAGCCAGCUUGCAGGGCUCCCUGCAAGGUAGGUAUUACAAGAGGACGCAUCCUUUACAAUGAAAGGACAUUUUGGAUAAAGGAUUUCGAGCCCAAUAAAAUCUUACAUGCGGAAGUAAUCUCGGUCUACUGUAUGAACAAGGAAAAGAAGUGUGGCUAUGCAGUGUCAACCCAGUGCAUCGAUGGAAAACUCAAGAUCCCAGAAUGCUUUGAAGAACCAAGUGAUACACUCGACGAUAAUUCCCUACCAGCUGAGAUAGCCCAGUGCUGAAACUCAACUGCGCAUGACAAAGCAAAUUGAGACCGAGAACAUUGAUUGCUUGAAUUAAAUGUCAGUAAAACCAUGUGUAUUUCUAUGUAAUGCUAUGCACUUGUUCCUCAGAAAAAAAAUUCUGUAGCGAACAAAUUUUUACGAUGAAUAAAAAAAAUACUGUUUUCUUGUA
Salmo salar (Atlantic salmon) is the source of this 1419-nucleotide messenger RNA. RefSeq names its product beta-2-glycoprotein 1. NCBI's taxonomy places the organism in Eukaryota, Metazoa, Chordata, Actinopteri, Salmoniformes, Salmonidae. The record is from RefSeq and is a predicted model, not a curated record.